CAUCGAGCCGUUAUAUAUAAAUAAAAACUGUUCUCUCACAUCAUCGGAGCCAAAAUCUACAGACUCGUUCGAGAAGACGACUUUCAUUUUGCUAAAGGAUUUGGAGAAUCUGUGAAGAGAUGGCAGGAAAAAUGAACCCGAAGGUCUUCUUCGACAUUUUGAUAGGAAAAAACAAGGCUGGUCGUGUUGUAAUGGAGCUAUUCGCUGACGCAACACCCAAAACAGCAGAUAACUUUCGUGCUCUAUGCACUGGUGAGAAAGGUAUUGGGCAAGCAGGGAAGGCAUUACACUACAAAGGGUCAGCUUUUCACCGUAUAAUCCCAGGGUUCAUGUGCCAAGGAGGAGAUUUCACACGUGGGAAUGGAACUGGUGGAGAGUCUAUUUAUGGGGCUAAGUUUCAGGACGAGAACUUCAAGUUGAGACACACUGGUCCAGGGAUUUUGUCUAUGGCUAACGCAGGUCCCAACACGAAUGGUUCUCAGUUUUUUAUUUGUACGGAGAAGACGCCUUGGCUUGAUGGGAAGCACGUGGUGUUUGGGAAAGUUGUUGAUGGGUAUAAUGUGGUGAAGGAGAUGGAGAAGGUUGGGUCUGAGAGGGGGACUACUUCUGAGAAAGUUGUGAUUGAAGAUUGUGGUGAGAUCAAGAAUGAAUGUUCAGAAGAGGUUUCAAACAAGGAAUGAAAGUUCAUAAAUCUCAAAUAUUAUGUUGUGAAAGAUCUUUGAGAUCAAAACCGUAUGAAGUGAUUGAACCUUCUGAGUUUUUUUUUUUUUUUUUGUUUUCAAAAACUCAAUGUAAAAGAGUAGGAUGGGUAAUAAUAAUGGAAUCACU
Molecule: messenger RNA, 828 nt
Organism: Eruca vesicaria subsp. sativa (arugula)
Lineage: Eukaryota; Viridiplantae; Streptophyta; Magnoliopsida; Brassicales; Brassicaceae
Source: the annotation of a GenBank genome assembly